Papaver somniferum (opium poppy) is the source of this 1179-nucleotide messenger RNA. RefSeq lists its product as uncharacterized. The record is from RefSeq and is a predicted model, not a curated record. Gene Ontology annotation, molecular function: catalytic activity. Bases 1 to 1179 code for a protein of 392 amino acids. The transcript has 2 exons. Lineage: Eukaryota; Viridiplantae; Streptophyta; Magnoliopsida; Ranunculales; Papaveraceae.
AUGGAUCAUAGAAUCCUAAGUUGGAAUAUAAGGGGUUUGGGGCAAUAUCCAAAAAUUAUUGCUAUCAAAGCAGCAAUUGCUAAGUAUAAUCCAACAAUCUGCACUAUUCAAGAAACUAAAACAGAAGUGGUUGAUGAUUCUUUAAUCAGGUCCCUAUGGGGAAGUAAUAGAUGUAGCUACAUCUAUCUUGCUUCUGAAGGUGCUUAUGGUGGCAUUAUUUUCAUGUGGAAGGAACGUAUUUUAGUGAUGGAGGAUCAGUUAAUUGGAGCUUUCUCUGUGUCUAUUAAAUUUAGGAAUAUGAGUGAUGAUUUUUCUUGGAUUUUCACUUCAGUUUAUGGGGCUUCAGAUUCUGGUUAUUACAGCUCCGAUGAAAGAAAUACUCAAGGGGGUGGAGUUGCAAACAUAAAUUAUUUAAAAGCUUUUGUUCAGAAGUUUGCUUUAAUUGAUAUUCCUAUGGCUGGUGGAAGAUUUACAUGGACUAAUUCAAAACAACCUCCUCUUUUAAUCAGGUUAGAUAGAUUUCCGCUAUGUCCUGACUUCAUUAAUCAUUGUCAUUCUCCAAUGCAAGUUAGGCUUAGAAGACCAAUAUCUGAUCAUGCUCCCAUUAUGCUUCAUUGCAAUUUUGGGGAAAGUUUGAAGUCUCCUUUCAGAUUAGAUAAUUUUAUCUUGCAUCAUCCUGAAUUUCUUACGAAUUUAAGAAUUUGGUGGGAUAACUUAUCUUUUACUGGAACACCAAGUUUUAUUUUUGCCAAAAAGCUGCAAGGACUAAAGUUUUUAAUUAAAAAUUGGCAAAAAAGUACUUUUGGUAACUUAAACUCUCAAAUUGAGAAUUUAGAUAUUGUGAUUAAUGCUCUGGAUAAUUUGGAGGAGUUGGCAACUUUAUCAGAUGCUGAAGUUGUAGAAAGGGAGCAAGCAAAAUUGCAACAUGCCUCUCUUUCUUUGAAUGUGGCUAGGAGAGCUGCUCAAAGAGCUAAAGAGAAAUGGGCCAAGGAUGGUGAGAAAAAUUCAGCUUAUUUACACCAAAUAGCAAAUUUCAAGUAUAAGCUUAAUAGUAUUAAGUUCCUUAAGAUAAAUGGAGCUCUUUGUUUUGACAAGAAUCAGAUUGCUGAGGAAACCAAUCUUUCUAUUCUUCUUUAUUCAAUGAGAAUCACAAGGUUAGGCCUGGUUUUGAUAAUCUAG